GCAUUCAGGGCUUUUUCCACGAUAUAAUUUUAACGAUUUAUGGUUGGUUUGGUGAAUGGUGAUGACCAAACAUGGCUGCCCAUCGUAAAGACAUACAGAGCAGUCUUUUCAUUAUCUUGACAGUCCUAUCUCUACAUCUUGCCAGCGGGGAAUAUUCCUACCCCGAUGUCUUCAAUGAUCCCGAACGCGACACCUUGAUCACGGGGACGUUUUCCGACGACUUCGCCUGGGGUUCGGCCACCUCCGCCUACCAAGUCGAAGGCGGAUGGGAUGAGGACGGCAAGGGCGAGAGCAUCUGGGACACCUUUUCACACAACGGUCGGAUCUUCGAAAAUCAAAACGGCGACGUCGCCUGCGACAGCUACCACAAGUAUUCCGAGGACAUCCAGCUGGUGAAGGCCAUCGGACUGACCCAUUACCGCUUCUCGAUCUCCUGGCCGAGGGUGUUGCCCAAGGGGACACUCGCCGGGGGCGUUAAUCAGGCUGGCUUGGACUACUAUACCAACCUCAUCGACGAGCUCCUCGCCAACGACAUCGAGCCCGUGGUCACCCUCUAUCACUGGGAUCUUCCUCAGGUCUUGCAGGAUGAUUACGGCGGAUGGGAAAACGACACAUUGACCGAUUUGUUCAACGACUACGCAAACCUGUGCUUCAACGAAUAUGCCUCUAAGGUAAACCUCUGGAUCACAUUCAACGAACCAUACGUGGUGACCUGGCUCGGUUAUGGAAUAGGGGUGUUCGCCCCUGGUGUCUACAGUCCUGGCUACGCCCCUUACCGUGCCGCCCACACCAUCAUCAAGGCCCAUGCCAAGGCAUACAACACUUACAGGGCUAACUACUUCCCUCAGUAUGGCGGUAAGGUCUCCAUUACCCUUAGUACCGACUUUGGAAUGCCGGAGUUCCCCGAUAAAGAGGUGGAUGUAGCGGCUGCUGACAGAUACAUGCAGUUCACUGCAGGAUGGUUUGCGCACCCAAUUUUAAAGAAUGGCGACUAUCCCGACGUCAUGAAGUGGCAAGUCGGUAACAAGAGUCAGGAGCAGGGCCUCGCCGAGUCCCGUCUACCAGUGUUCACCGAAGAGGAGAAGCAGUACAUCAAGGGGACCGGAGACUUCUUUGGCUUGAACAGCUACACCACGACAGUGUGCAGACAUCGCAUUGAACCUGCAGGAGAUCCCAACUACGAGGGUGACCAGGAUGUUUACCGCUACCAACCGGACAACUGGCCAACAUCUGGUUCUGACUGGCUCCGACCGGCUCCAUGGGGUUUAAGAGGUCUCUUAAACUGGCUCAAGAUUGAGUACGACAACAUCCCCAUCUACAUCACUGAGAAUGGCAUUUCUACUCCCGACGAAUUCAACCUUGAAGAUGACACAAGGACCACAUUUUACAACUCUUACAUCAACGAAGCCCUCAAAGCUUACAAGGAAGACGGCGUGAACCUUGUCGGUUACUUCGCUUGGUCACUCAUGGACAACUUCGAGUGGACUUCGGGUUACAGCCAGCGCUUCGGACUUCAUUACGUAGAUUUUGACGAUCCCGAAAGACCCCGAACGCAGAAAAACUCUGCAAAGUGGCUGACGGGACUAGUGGCCGACAACGGGUUUUCGGCAGCGCCGCGUCUACAAGGCGCAACAUUCGUCGUCUGUCUUACCGCCUUGGUUUUUAAAUUGUUUGUGUGAAAUAAAUUGAAAUGUAUUUCUGUAGUUUACUGCUCUGUUUUUAAUUCAAAUAAUGUGAUGCCUUACAUUACAAAAAGGUGACAGAAUAAAUUGUACUUUUCACCCGAGCAAAAGUCAAUUGUAGACCAAAAUAAUAUGCAGUUAGUGUCCACAAUCACAAAUAGCGCUUUAUCAAAAGAAAUGGAAAAUAAUAUGUGAACACGGUGGUGAAUAACAUGAACUUGUAUUUACAUUUCAUUUAAUAUAAAGCUGAAAUUUGUUGAAUAGGUAUUAAAUGUAUAUGCUAUUACUGUA
Strongylocentrotus purpuratus (purple sea urchin) is the source of this 1973-nucleotide messenger RNA. RefSeq names its product lactase-phlorizin hydrolase. The transcript has 5 exons. NCBI's taxonomy places the organism in Eukaryota, Metazoa, Echinodermata, Echinoidea, Camarodonta, Strongylocentrotidae. The record is from RefSeq and is a predicted model, not a curated record. Bases 72 to 1679 code for a protein of 535 amino acids. Gene Ontology annotation, molecular function: beta-glucosidase activity. Gene Ontology annotation, biological process: carbohydrate metabolic process.